Messenger RNA from Diatraea saccharalis (sugarcane borer), 1356 nucleotides. Lineage: Eukaryota; Metazoa; Arthropoda; Insecta; Lepidoptera; Crambidae. The record is from the annotation of a GenBank genome assembly.
AUGUCGCCCGUGGGCGGCCACCCGCCCGCCCGCCCGCGCUCCUCGACUGCUCUACCUACCGACCAAAGUCGACAGUGCGCGAUCCUCUCUAUACCCCAUCCCGCUCGCUAUCGUUCAACAACCAGCACUCCCACUCCUUCUCGCGAACAGCUGAGUAUCAAAACAAAGAAGCGAGACGCCCGGUCACCGCUCUCGCUCGCCGCGCCGGCCGGCCGGUGUCGGCGGCCGCGACUCGCGCCGCACGCACGCCAGUUCUCAUCCGAACCGCGUCUAUUGAGGUCGUUCGCUGUGAGCUCACGUGCGAAGUUAACUAUCGCGAAAGGAUUCUCCUUUGUUCCUAUCGAGGACCCGCCCUCGUAUUAUGUUUCCGCGCCAGAUCCGCGACCAGCCCCGGCCCAUCAAAGAGCCGGAAGUGCAGCGCGAAUCGCGUCGAAAUUGCCGCUUUCUGAAAUUCUGCGACGGCUACCCCGCGAAACGCGUACGCCGGGCGAUUUGAAGCCGUCGAGUGAUCUCGUGUGUCAAACGACAGUGGUGACUUGUGUAAAGUGGACUGAAGUAACGAUGUCUACGGGGAAAAGGUUAGCGAAGCGGUCCAUUAUAGGGACACGCGUCGCGGCAUUGGGGGAGGACGGACUAUACUACUCUGGAAUGAUUCAGGCUGUGAAGACGCCGGCGCCGUUCCCGGAGAACAACAAUUGUAUUAAUCUAACACCGAACACUCGGUACACAGUGCGCUUUGAUGGUGGAAAGAUAACGAGGGAGUACCGAGACGCGGAGUUGAUCGGUCCAGGAUUCCGCGGGAUGACGGGCGUGCGUCUACAGCCAGGCCAGCGCGUCUACCUUACGUACAAUGGACGCGAAGUGCGCGCCGACGUGCAGACCCACGACCAUAUCUCCGACGAGUUGCGCGUGCUUGUACACGCUCCUGGUGCCGAGGUCAAGUGGGUAACGGUGCUAUUGGCGAUACGUGUGCUGCACCUAAGACGCGAACAGGUUCCACCCGUUAUCAACCGCGGCUCAGGGCGCGGUGGGUCGCUCUCUGUUUUUGGGUCAGACUGGGUCACGACGCCUGCGUGCUCGCCACUCGCCCCCUCGAAUAUAUACGCUGCUAUUUCGAUAUCCAAGAAUAGAGAGGCGACUACACUUACAAAUACCUCAAGAUUUCACGUUCAGUUACGUAAGACGUACGCCCUAGUGUGCGAUUUUAUUUACAUUGCACCGCGGUACAUGCCGCCCACUUUACAUGGUGGGAGCGCCGCCCGCCGGCCAGCCGGACGAACGGGCCGUAGCUUCAUACCCGUGACGUCAUCUCGUCGCGUCGCGCCUACGCGAAGAGCUCACGCCGACGCACUAUGA